Phoenix dactylifera (date palm) is the source of this 1717-nucleotide messenger RNA. RefSeq names its product mannan endo-1,4-beta-mannosidase 8-like. NCBI's taxonomy places the organism in Eukaryota, Viridiplantae, Streptophyta, Magnoliopsida, Arecales, Arecaceae. Gene Ontology annotation, biological process: polysaccharide catabolic process. The record is from RefSeq and is a predicted model, not a curated record. Gene Ontology annotation, molecular function: mannan endo-1,4-beta-mannosidase activity.
AGAAAGCAUUUAGUAGAGUGAUUAAAGAACUAUGGCCACCAUGCAAGACAAAACAAUCAAAACCUUCCUCCCUUUUCUAUUUCGAUUCUUCUUUCUAGUAAUAAACUUUAUGGCUUCCAUUGAAAAAUCAAAUGCCCAUAUUCAUGACGUUCAUGAAAAUAUGGACAUGGUGGAUGACAUGAAGGACUACCUUCCUUUCUCAAGCUAUGGUCAUGGGUGGACUCAUAGCUUCGAUGGCAUGGAGGAUGAAGGAUGGGGGAUGGUGCAAAGGAAAGGCAACCAGUUUGUAGUUGGAGGCCAACCUUUCUAUUUUAAUGGAUUCAACACCUAUUGGUUGAUGAUCUUUGCCGUCGACCAGUCCACCAGGAGAAAGGUCACUGAAGUAUUUCAGGAAGCACUGUCAGUUGGCUACACUGUGUGCAGGACUUGGGCAUUCAACGAUGGCGGGUGGAGAGCUCUUCAGAAAUCUCCUUCAGUUUAUGAUGAAGAAGUUUUCAAGGCACUAGAUUUUGUGGUUAGCGAAGCAAGAAAAUAUAAGAUCAGGCUGAUCCUGUCAUUAACAAACAACUGGGAGGGAUAUGGAGGGAAAGCACAGUACGUGAAAUGGGGAAAAGCUGCUGGCCUGAACCUAACUUCUGAUGAUGAUUUCUUCUCCGAUCCUACCGUCAAAGGCUAUUACAAAGCUCAUGUCGAGGCCAUCCUCACGAGAGUCAAUACAUACACGAAUAUUACUUACAAGGAUGACCCAACGAUCUUCGCAUGGGAGUUAAUGAAUGAACCGCGCUGUCUCUCCGAUCCCUCGGGUGAUAAACUGCAGGCUUGGAUACAAGAGAUGGCGUUUCAUGUGAAGUCCAUUGAUCCACUGCACCUGCUAGAAAUCGGAGCUGAAGGGUUCUACGGUCCCUCUACUCCCGAACGCUUGCAGCUCAAUCCCAACACUUUUGCAGGGAAAGUAGGAACCGAUUUUAUUAGAAACCAUCGAGCUUUGGGUAUCGAUUUUGCUUCAGCGCAUAUCUACCCGGAUUCUUGGAUAUCAAAUUCGAUCACCGAUGAGCACAUUCAGUUUGUGAAGACUUGGAUGCAGAACCAUAUCGAUGAUUCAGAGAAUGUGCUUGGAAUGCCAGUCAUAUUUGGGGAGUUCGGUGUAUCUUCGAAGGAUGAUAGAUUUAACUUGACAUUUAGAGACAAAUUCAUCACUACGGUGUGCACCACCCAACUGAACUCCACAAGGAGUGGGGGGAGUGGAGGCGGCUGCCUUCUGUGGCAGCUCUUUCCUGAAGGUGCUGAGUACAUGGAUGAUGGCUAUGCUGUGGUUCCCUCCAGGUCUCCCUCCACCUCCAGCAUCCUUUCACUGCACUCCAGGAGGCUUCAGCUCUUCAAUUCCAGGUGCUCUUGGAGGUGCCACUGGGGUUGCAGGAAGAAGAGUUCUGAGGAUUGGAACCAUGUCCUCCCACAUGAUGAACUCUGAUGUCAUGUCUCAUUACAAGAGGGAAGAUGGAGAAAUAUACUACACAUUAUAAGCUAUGGACUGAAAGAUCAAAAGUACAUGUUUUUGAAUUUAAUGUGACGAUCGACUACAGGUGAAUUGUAUGUCUCAAAUAAAGAGCCAGAGUGAAACAUAUAUACAUUGUUAUUCUAUGUGGAAGCUUAUUUCUUUUGUGUAAUAUAAGAAAGAUGAGGUUAUAGGUUAUGAAAAACAAUGCUCUUAGAACUGCAA